GUUUCAAAAUGGUCAACAACCCGAUCGAUGCCGAAAGAGAACCACAAGAUCAGGAAGGAAAACGUCUGCCUCUUCUUCCAUGAAUGAACAUAUUUGGGCUUCCGGUCACAUAGACAUCCGCAAGAUGUCAAUGGAUGCUAUCGAUUUCUGUUGAAAAUUGUCAAAAUCACCUUCUGUACACUUGGAUUAUGGACUCACCAGGUUUUGAACUACAUUCUACGAGUACUAGUCUAUCUAAUCUGUAUUUAUCAAGCUGUUUACGAUUUCUAUGUCGUGUUAAGUUGCCACGGUUUUGGUUGCAGUUUCUCACAAAAUUCAGCGGAUUUAAGAAGCCCCUUCAUCACAAGGAUGAUAAUCGUGUUGCAAAUGCUGUUUAUUUUUAUAGUUUCAUCCGCAGUUUCAUCGUAACAAAGGACAAAAACUUAGUUAUGGUCGCACCGUCUUGAUCCGCAUCGAUGGAAGACCUUAGCAGAACGGCCGGCUGAUGGUUGUGUCUUAUUUUCGCUUUAAUGACAAUGUUGUAUCUUAGCUCGAUGGCUGUGUUUCACACCAUCGUAUGGAUAAGUAAGCCAAAGGUUUCCUAUUUCACCACUCUUGCCACCGGAGUAGAAGCCCAGUUUUUCGCGCAGUGCACAGCAAUAACAACUUGUCACGAGUUCGUCAUGAGUUCCUUUGCGUUAGGUAAGUUGCAUACUUCAAAUGCUGAUAACAAAAUGAUCAUUGUGUUUUCAUUUAUCCUUUGUUCUCAGCGUUCAAAACCCUUUUUUGAUGAUUUAGGUGAUUAACCUUUCCUGUUGUCUUCCAUCCUUUCUCUGCGAAUUAUCUAUGUUACCAAAGUCAUUAUGGCCGUAGUUAUGACCAUCACAAGUUUUAUAAGCAUUGAAAUACCGUGACAAUCAAAAGCACUGAUGUAACGAAAGGGCAAUAUAACGGGAUUUAUAACAAUUUUUUGACAUUUUCAAUGCACUAGAGUUUUGCUAAAAUGUAUGAUCGAUAGUUAGAUCAGUUUGAUCUUGUUUGAGUGGUGCACUUCUUCAAGCCAUUGGAUCAUCUUUAAGUAUCUACAAGGCAUACAUUUCACAGGCAUUCUUAGAAUAAUCUGGAAUCUGAAGACAACUUAUUUGGGACAGGCAAUCUCUAAACAAAUUUGGCAAAUCCUAAAAUUGGCAACGUCUUGUUUAAAUACCUGACGAACAAUGCAAAAAAAUAGCGGGUAAUCAAUCUUAUAAUUUCUCUAUUUAACCUUCACCUUUUUCUGUCAGUAAGGGUGUCUGUUUUUUCUAUUUUGUUUCAUUCUACCUUUUUCAUUGUUAUAAAAUAUCAUUAUAAAAAUUAUAUUAUAUUAUUAUAAUUAUUAUUAUUAUUACAGAUUUUCUGGUAUGAACGUAUUUUUGUUACAUUUUUCACUUUAGAUACUUUUACAUAAGUAUUAUCUUAGACUGAGUUGCACUCAGUCUUGUAGCAUAGAAAGUGUUUUCAUGAGCACUGAAGAAAACUUUCUUCACUGCACUAUGAGGGAAAUAAAAAUUUUCAAAAAGUCACGGAAGUUGCAAUUACUCAACCUCCCUUAGUAAGAGCAAGGAAGAAACUGCUUUAAGUUUUAAAAUGUGUAAAUCAUUCUUUCAAAGACCAUAAAAUGGAAUGGGUAUGUAAAUUAAUUCAAAUGGUUCAUCAUUUCCGACUAUUUUUGUGCAAAAUUAUCCCUGAAAUUUCCUGGACUUCAAUAUUUUCUUUCCUAGAGUGAUCCUGAUUUUUUUUAGUCUAUAAUCAUUUAUUUAUGAUCCUUAGAACAUCUCUAUUAUGUGUCCUGCUUACAAAGGCUUCAUGGUCAAGUUUUGGACACAGCUCUUAUGGAAACGGGUGAUGAGUCAGAGACAGACAUUCCAUUUGACAACAUUAUUGUCUUGUAAGUUCUCUUCAAUUACAAUCCCUCCUCUUUGAUUCUGACUAGCAGAUUUUACCACAGUUUUCAGAUAUUUAUCUUCACCCUGUCUUCAAAAUUAGGCUGUCUGACUACUUGCCAGAGUUUGAACAAAUGAAUUGUUUGUCACAGUUAAUAGAUUAAGACUCAGCAUACUGAGUGAGCCAUGACUCACAUGUACAUUGCACUCAACUUGUCAACUUUUACCUCUUCACUUACUCAAACCAAAGUCUCACAAUUUAGGAAGACAAGAAUCUUUGUAUUCUCAUGGAGGAAUAUUUUCAUUACAUGCAGUCAUCUUGAUGCAUUACAAUAUCUCUAUUUUACUUCUUAAAGUUGAAUGUUGUACAGUAAAAUUUGAUCACCCUCCACUUUAUUUAGUGUUUAAUUCACCAUUUUCAAGUGGUGGCCUACCUGUUCCUUGAGUUAUGUGUAAUGAUGGUAUCAGUGUCUGAUUUAUAAAUUUUUUAUCUAAUCUUAGUGAAAAUGUGAGCUAUGACCUCAAGCUGGGUAUAGAAAUAAGCAAACAGAGCUUCAGGAGUGAAAAGGCCAUUACGAGGAACUUUAGCGGGCCACGAAGUUCUCAAAUUUAUACUUGCGGAACAUACACAAUUGACAGUGGAUCACCUUCAUCAGAGGAUCAAAUCACAUGACCUCAAAACAGGUACAGUGUAUAUUUAGUAUGGUUAGCAAUAUUGUCGGGCUAUCAUUUUGUUUUGUAAGAAACUUUGGCAGUAGUAGUGGCUUUGUAACACAUCUCUGGCCUGGACGGCACCUCCGUAAAUCAAUGAAAAUUGGGCUGUGGGUAAUUCCCAAAAAGAGUUUUCCAAAUCGUGUCAUCCUUUUGUUCGGUGAAUUUCCUGGAUUCUCUCUGAGUAUGUGUAUUGCAGGUAAUAUAGCUGUGAUGGGCGAUUCGGUGAUUUGGUUCAUGCUGUAAUGUUACCAGAGUAGAGUUACGCGUGGCAGUUUUGGCCUUUUACUUUCUCAAAAAAAUAUCAGCUCUUGUUUCAAUGAUUAAUUCCAGACUGAAGUUCUAUUUCGCUUUAAGGUUUGGUUGGAGCAAGCCCUGUAGUAUCCACUGUAUCUGCUGAGGAUUCAAACAUGCCAAGACUGGCUUUAUGGGGCCAGAUUUGUCGCCGUCUAGCUGCCAGACCUGCUUGUAUUGAACAAGUCCAUACGGAUGGUUUUCUUGAACUACGGUUACGGUCGAGUAAUUAGAGCCUGGUACUUUAGUACUCAGUCAAAUAUAAAAAGCUGCUGCUGCUGUAAUUAGGGUUUUAAAAGAACCAAAGAAAUUAAUCCAAUCUACACGUAUAUCUUCAUGAAUGAAAGUAAUUCUUCUCGAUGAUUGGUGCAAAUACGUUGAAAGUGUAAAAGCCUCACCAUAAGUUUAGUUGAAUUAUCCCUGCUAGUACAUUUAAAGAAGUUUUGCUCAUGGCAGGUUCUGUCUUGAUAAACACUACAUUUCCAUGUUGACUAUUUUCAGAGAAUGACUUGCAGUCAGUUUUCAUGGUGUCGGCUCUGGUGUGUUUUGAGACAUGCGACAAUCAAGUGCUGUCAUCAACUGUUGGUAAGUUUUCACUCAGUAGAAUAUUCCCUUUAGACGGAAAUUUAAUUCUUUUGGUUCUAUUUAAUAGCUUCCCGGUACACGUGUAACUGUGAUCAAUCAAUGAUUAUGGAAUAUUUAGGAAAUUUAUUUAGGAAAAUGUCAACGGGACAAAACAUUCGAUCAAGGUUUCAGUCGAAACGCAUCCUGCGCCCGAUACAUUCAAAUUUGUACGAGGUCCCUUGGUUUGGUCAAUGUACACAGCUUGUCGGCUGAGAUUAAUCCAAAUUGUUGCUAAAUCUUUUCUUAACUUGGACUCGACAGUUUGAAAACAUGGACAGCCAUUUUCCAUGUAUUAGUAAUCUUUUUGAUGAGUGGAACUCUAAUCUUUCGCUUAGUAUACGUGGUGCUCGUUAGCCUUUGUAAUAAUUUUUUUCGGUAUACGAUUUUAUGCUCUAAUCGCGACCAGACAGUCAUAGAAAAUUUGUUUUGCACUGUAAUAGACUGCGUGUGUCAUCAAUGUUUUCCUCAACAGAACCUUGGAAGGCAGUUGACAAACCAGUCCCUCUAGAGGAACUGAAAUCAGUACCAGCGGAUUCAGAAAGCAUCGAAUGUGCGUAUGCCAUCUGGCAAAGAAGAGACCCUGAAAAUGGAAGCUUCAGGAAGGGAAAGAAAAAAGAGGUGUGGACGAGAAUGUGUUGAACCACGAAACCACAAUUUGAAUUUGAAGACCUCUUUGCUUGACGUAAAAAUACUUAAUUGUGUUGUGGAUCAAGAGAACGUGCGGCUCUAACCCACCUGUUUUACUUUCUUUAUUUUCAUUAGCUGAGAAUAAUUGCAGCAUUUAGGAAUGAAAUUUUACAAAUAUAGCAGUUUGGAAGAUACAUGAU
This is a messenger RNA of Pocillopora meandrina, 4357 nucleotides long. NCBI's taxonomy places the organism in Eukaryota, Metazoa, Cnidaria, Anthozoa, Scleractinia, Pocilloporidae. The record is from the annotation of a GenBank genome assembly.